Xiphias gladius (swordfish) is the source of this 1847-nucleotide messenger RNA. RefSeq names its product serum amyloid A-like 1 (gene saal1). The record is from RefSeq and is a predicted model, not a curated record. NCBI's taxonomy places the organism in Eukaryota, Metazoa, Chordata, Actinopteri, Istiophoriformes, Xiphiidae. The transcript has 13 exons. The coding region runs from base 179 to 1585 and encodes 468 amino acids.
UCCCACUGACGUGGUCGACCACGAGAAGAAGUGUGUCCAGCGGUGGCGCAUGCGUAGUCAGGGGCUCGUAUCAAAUUGAUGCGGUUUGAAAUGUUUUGUGCUGUGACAUAAAAAACACAACACGAUAACAUUAACAUUAAUAUUUACCAGCUAGUUACGUUUGCAGAGAACGGUCAUCAUGGACUGUAGUGUUGAUGCUGCAGAGGAGGUGGAGAAAGAGACAUUGACAUCUCCAACUGGAUUACAGUCCCCUGUAAUGGACCGUAACCCAUCACCACCCCCAGAAACAGCUGAUGGAGAGGAAGACGAAGAUUGUGACGCCAUUGGAGACACCAUGUACAGCAAGCACUGGCUUUUCAGCACCCUGACUCGUCUCAUCCAUAUGGUUGCAGAGCAUUCACAGGAGAAAUCUGAAGGUCAAUUGCAGCUCCCUGAUGAUGAUGAGGAAGACCUAUGUAGGGUCUGGGAUAUGGCAAUGGAUAAGGACGUGGCUACUUUUCUGCAGGAAUUCAAAGCUACAGAUAUCCUUCUUGGGGUGGUAGCCAAAUCUCGUUGUCCACGUCUCACAGAAAUUUGUGUGGGAAUCCUUGGGAACAUCGCUUGUUUUCCUGACACUUGUCUGACUCUAAGCCAAAAUGAAGACUUAGGUGCUGUGCUGUUGCUUCUUUUUGGAGAUACAGAUCCUCCGACCCUUCUGGAAACAAGCAGAUUGCUGCUGACUUGUGUCUCUCAGAAACAUGUUUGUUCCCUUUGGCUUCAGCGAAUACGACAGCAGACGGCUGUGUGCUCCAACCUCUGUUUCAUCAUGUGCAGUUCUACCAAUACGGACCUGCUUGAGAAGGUUGGAGAGCUGGUUGACAAACUGUUUGACCUUGAUGAAGAGCUGAUGAAGAGUUGGAUCACAGCUCAGCCAAGUGAGGAGGAGGAGGACGGUGAAAGCCGUCUGGAUGUGGCCUCAUGCCUCCUUGAGGCAGCCAAGCAGCUUAGCCCAGAGAGUAAGAAUGGCUUAGAGGUUUACCUUCAUGCCCUCCAGCUCCUCACCACCAUAGAUGAAGGCAUUCAAGUUUUUGCUGCCCCCGAUGGACCUGGCAAAGUAGUAUGGGACUUUGUUUGCAAGUUGGUGUGUGAGGACCUUUGCCAACCAAAUGAUCUUCCAGUUGUCUUGCAAGAGCAGAAGGGCAUUUUGGUUCACGCAUUUUCUGUGCUUCAGGCUCUUUAUGGAUGCCAGGAUCAGUGGCCCGGCAAAAGUAACAUGAGUCUGCCCCUUAUUGCGACCAUUUUGCGGGUGCUCCAGUACCACAGCGAGUGCAAAGAUGAUGGUACCAGCAAAGAAGGCGCAAAAGAUAAACAGCUCCAGACUCUGGCAGAGAUCACAGCUGAGUUUCUGGCUGACAUCUGCAAUCAGAUUCCCAAGGACACCGUGGCAGAUUUGGUGAAAAAAGGUUUCCUGACAGAGAAGACUUGUCUCACAGCUGCAGGCAGUUUACUUCCCAGUUUUAAGACUUCAUUUCAGCACCUGCAGUUCAUGUUGUCAGAGACUGAUCCCCAGUUGGCAGACGUGGUGCGGAAACGGUUUCCUGACUGAGACACCCAGCAGAUCUGUGUUCAGCACUCAUCCAGAUUCUCACCACUGCUUUUUAUAGUAGACUCUCUUUCCUCUCCAAAGAUCUUACUUCAAGUCAGACUAUUUGCAUUUCCACUGGAGAGAGUCAGUUGUCACACCUCCACUAUUGUGAGUCACUCUUGACUGAAGUCUGUAAAAGUAAAGUUGAGCUUAUGUUUAAAGUUUUUAAUUGUUUUGAGGAUGCUAUUUUUGUAUUCAUUAAAUAUUGUCUUUUUAUUGAAAA